Molecule: messenger RNA, 1686 nt
Organism: Trichoderma reesei QM6a
Lineage: Eukaryota; Fungi; Ascomycota; Sordariomycetes; Hypocreales; Hypocreaceae
Exons: 1
Coding region: 1-1686 (561 amino acids)
Source: RefSeq, a predicted model, not a curated record
AUGGCUCCUCCCAAGAACCCACGCAAGCCUCAAAGGGGAAAAGAAGACAAUGACACAUCACGCAAAGGCAGGGAGAAGAAGGAGCAGCAGCCCAAGAGUCAUAAGUCCAUCAAGAAGAGUAAAGGCGAACGACAACGCGAGCGAGAAUUGGAGCGAGAAGUCGCCCAGAAGCAGAGAGAAGAGCGAAUCAUCCUCGAACGUGCUCGCUUACACAACGGCCUCGAGCUUGAGCUCCCAGAAGAACAAGACUUUGCGCACUACUCUGCAGUUCCACAGAGAAGUUACUAUCUGAAGAUCCGACAACUUCGACAAGAACUCAACAACAAGAAUGAUGAUCCGCCGCAGCCUCAAUCACAUAUGGCUCCUGCCCCUUGGGUCCCAAGCCCUUACGACGAUAUAUCCCCAAGAAGGCCAUACUCUGCUGGAGAUGACUAUGAGCAGGAGGAUGAACAAGUAGAGAGCCAAGGCAGGCCUAGGAAGCGGGCCUGCGCCAGAUCAAAGGUGCCCGCCAAGAGGCAGCGGUGCAACAAAAAGGCCGCUCCUCUGUCACAGGAGUUUAUUCUCACUGAAGAUAAAGAAUCCGACGAGGAAGAAGUCCACAUUCCCGAGCACAUAAUCAGGAAGACGCCUCCCACCUUCAUGGGUAUCCCCAGAGAGAUCAGAAUGCAGAUAUACCGCAGCCUCCUUACUGCUGCGGAGCCUAUCCAAGUGUUUGGGGGAUGGAAACAAUUAUACUGGAAGGAGGACUUGCGAUUGUCGACUGGGAUCCUUAGAGUCUGCAAGUCUGUGUACGAGGAGGCGUGCACCGUUCUCUACGGAGCAAACACCUUCCUGUACCUCCUCCGAGAUCCAUCAUCCGAGACAGAUGACAUUGACGAUCUAGCCACGGACGACUCGCCACAAGCUGAAGAAGAAGACCUCAACGACGACGACGGCGGCGACCUAGACUACGAAGAAGAUGGCAUCUCAAAGCGCCCUGCCCGCCCCGCGAAAGAGCGCACCAUCAACAUCGCCAAAUAUGCGCACCUGUUCCGCAAGAUCAACAUCAAAGCCGAGGCAAACAGAUACUCGGGCGUCACCCUAGAAGGCAUGGCUGCGGCAAUCAACGUCUUUGCCAGAAAGGCUGCCCAGGACGGCACGGGAUGGGAUACGCAGUCGCGCCUCUUCAUCCACACAUUGACCGUCAGCGUCUCGCCCACCUCGAACCAGCGGGGCAAGAAGAGCCAAGAAGCAGCAGCAGCAGACUUCACCUUUGUCAACUUCUUCGUCCCGGGAAGCCCUGUGCUGUCCGCCAUCAAGGCGGUCGACUGUCAGCUGCUCAGGAUCGACAUCCUCACCAGCGAGACCAGGAGGGGCAAGACGUGCUCCAUGAGCGGCAGCCGCUCGUGCCGUCUCGAGUUCAACAGGACCUACGAGCGCAUCUGCGCCGCCGACGACCGCAAGCAGAUGGUGGUGGACUCGGGCCACGACGACGACGGGGUGAACAACAAGAGGUUGUUCGCGCGCGGGAGAGUCAUGAAGCUGGCGAGGCUGAGCGAGAAGAGGAUUGAUGAGCUGGCAAAGCACGUUGCCUUGUUUUGCGAGCAGAGGGGCUUUGGGCAGCGGACGACGGAGGACAUGGAUGUCGACUCGCCGUAUUGGAACGAUUCUGAGGAUGAUUAUGAGGAGGAGGAGGAUGAGUUUUGA